UAUGAGCGAGUGAACGAGAGAAAGCUGAGGGCAACUGUAACUCACUGCAUGACAGGAGCGUCGCUGAAAUCGUCUGCAGACAAGACACAAGUAACCUGCACUGUUCUAUCCGUACACUUCGUGGACCUUCUGUCUGGUGCUUCUGCUAGAGUUUUUUGUGCAUUUCUUUGUGAAAUAGGAGUAUGCUAUUUCGAGAGCAGCCUUGCAAAUGAUUUAUCUUCCGUCUUUCUGGGACUUUGUAGUAAAUGUCAGAUGAUUCAACCCCAGAACGCAAUACUGUAACUGAAUCAAAGACUACUUUUUUUCGGGAUAAAUAGGCCUACCUACACAAUAUUGAUUGACGCAACCGAUUGAGACACUCAGACGCUCGUGUUCAAGUGAGGAUCAGCUCAAAGCAUAUCCAAAACGGAUUACUGUUCCAAUGGUUUCCUGAAAAGGGGGCGUACCAUAUGUAAGAAGAAACAGACUUUACGCGCAGAUCAUUCGACUACAACCGCGCAUUGUGUACUGUAAAGUUGACUGGCUGCUGGAACUCGAAAUGUAUGUUAGAAUAGCACAAUUUCUUUGACCCGAUUAAAUAUUUGAAUGCGCAUGUUUUUAAAAGAAAACAGUGUUUCCACAUGCUCUUAUUUGAAUAGGCUAUAUGUCAUUUGGAAAUACUGUUUGAUUUCUUUCUAUACUUUUCUUGCACGGCUGGAACAAGCGUUGCCAUGCAGGCCAUCAUGCACUGUUGCACAAUGUUAGAGAUACAACUGAUCGUCUGACACCAUAUCUAAUUUUAGGGGAUAUCUUGUAGGCUGUCUCAACCAACUAUUGGAAAUGUAUUUUGCGUAAACAGCUUGCUGGAUAUGUUAGAGAUACAACUGAUCGUCUGACACCAUAUCUAAUUUUAGGGGAUAUCUUGUAGGCUGUCUCAACCAACUAUUGGAAAUGUAUUUUGCGUAAACAGCUUGCUGGAUAUUACACCACCAUGAUGGCAAACGAGAAUCCUUAUGACAGUCGCUUUAUUGUCGAAAAAUACAUCCAUAACAAACUGUUGAAGAAGGGAUUUGUAUGGGAAUUUCAAGCAGAAAACGAUUCUCCAAAUAAUUUAUUUGGGGACCCCUCUACACCCAACACCCCCGAAGUUUUUGCACGGAGGUCCCAGCCCACCGCCGCGGUCGAGGACACCGACUCUCCUUUCCAAAACAGGAGUCCGCAACCGGACCCACAUGUCAGGCUCCACAGGGUCCUGCGCGAGGCGGGGGACGAGAUUGAAAGAAUGUAUCUGCGGGACUUUGCAGAGAUGUCGGGGCAAUUGCAUUUUACGCCCAGCACGGCACAGAGAAGGUUUACCGCUGUAAUAGAUGAGCUCUUCAGCGACGGGGUAAACUGGGGUCGGAUUGUGGCUUUCUUUGAGUUUGGAGGGACAAUGUGCGUGGAGAGCGUCAACCGGGAGAUGACGUCCCAGGUGGACAACAUCGCUCUUUGGAUGACGGAGUACCUGAACGGACCCCUACAGAACUGGAUCCAGGAGAAUGGUGGCUGGGACGCCUUUGUGGAGAUCUAUGAACAGCAGAGGAUCUCUCACUCCUGGCCGUACCUAAAGACAGUGUUCGGCCUGGCCGCCCUGGGAGCCGUCGGAGUCACCAUCGGAGCCUUGUUCACCCAGAAGUGAUACAAAAGGCCCCAGAGGACCCUCCCCCUCCCCCUCAUCGAUCGCCUGCUACCAGAUGAAGGCUCCUUACCCAGUAGCCCAAAAAAGAAAGGCCCACAGCAAGUUUUCUUUCCGAAAAACUGGCAGCCUAUAACUUUGCUCAGACUACAAGAUCUCGUCUCUCGUCUCUCGCUCUUUCUUUUCUCCAGAUGUAUCUUUGACCUCACAGCUCAGCACUGCCCAGCCCGUGCCUGUAGCCCAGUUCUAUCCCAGAGGAGACUGCACAGCUUUGUUACUCCCCAACUGCCAACAGAGCAGUUCUUUCAUACUCUGACCCGUCCUCCUGCGAAAUUAAAAGAGAAGUACAGCCUUGUAUAUGCAUACACACACAGAUGGAAGCACCCAUGCAUAUUCUAUACUACUGUAGGCACUUAACAACGGUGAAUAUCUAUGGAAAGAUUGUGUACAUACUCUUUGGAUAAUUAUACACUCAUGCAUAGACACACACCAACAGACACACUGAAUAUUGAAUUUUGGAGGUGAACAUAUUCAUACAAACUCAAGCGUGCGUUCUAACAACAAAAUUACUUGUAUGAUGAAUGGUUAAUGAACAUAACACAACAAGUGAUUGUUUAUCCAUAAACUGAAAAACAGAUAUCUCUUUUCAAUAACUUUUUUCAGCAUGAUUCUGUGGUACAUGUGACAUGUAACAUUGACAAAAAAAAUAUUUAAAAAAUAAAACCUCCCAAAUGUACAGUACACAUCCAGCUUCCAUCGCCAGCAUGUGUGGUGAAAGUGGCCAUUUUUGACCAGAUUGUCCAUGUAUGCAUGAUGACUUUUGAUGACAUGGAGCACAUUUGGCAGAAUGAUUGGUUGGGACAGAGUCAGGGUCGUGUUCAGUGGGCCCGAAAUGGAAGAAAACGGCCCGAAACCAGUGAAAACAGGAGUUACUAUCCAAACUUGUCCAAUCAGAAAUGCUCCUUUUUGUUUUCCGGCCUAUUAAACACAGCCUAGGUGUUUUUCUAUAUGAGAGGGAUGUUUGGUUGGUGAAAGCUCACUGUACACAAACCCCCAAGGGAACAAUCAACAGACCAAUUCCUUAUUAAAGCGCUUGUCCCUGA
Messenger RNA from Coregonus clupeaformis (lake whitefish), 2757 nucleotides. Its product is annotated as apoptosis regulator Bcl-2. Gene Ontology annotation, molecular function: protein homodimerization activity; protein heterodimerization activity. Lineage: Eukaryota; Metazoa; Chordata; Actinopteri; Salmoniformes; Salmonidae. Bases 971 to 1657 code for a protein of 228 amino acids. Gene Ontology annotation, biological process: negative regulation of intrinsic apoptotic signaling pathway; intrinsic apoptotic signaling pathway in response to DNA damage; extrinsic apoptotic signaling pathway in absence of ligand. The record is from RefSeq and is a predicted model, not a curated record. The transcript is spliced from 2 exons. Gene Ontology annotation, cellular component: mitochondrial outer membrane.